AUGCAAAAAAAAUACAAAAAAGGUGCGUCCGUUAAUUAUACCAGUCGUAAUCAAGCUUUACGAAAAUUACAAUUAACAUUAGCUGAUUUUCGACGAUUAUGUAUUCUUAAAGGCAUCUAUCCAGUCGAACCAAAAAAUCGACGUAAAGCAAAUCGUGGUCGUUUAGCAAAUAAAACAUAUUAUUUAGCAAAAGAUAUACGUUUUUUAACACAUGAACCGAUCAUUGAUAAAUUUCGUCAUUUAAAAUCAUAUCUUCGACGAGUAACAAAAGCAAAAGCACGUAAUGAAAAAUCUAGAGAAGAAACAUUACGUAAUAAUCGUCCAUUCUAUAAACUUGAUCAUGUUGUUCGAGAACGAUAUCCAUCAUUUGCUGAUGCUCUUAGAGAUUUAGAUGAUUGUUUAACACUUAUAUUUCUCUUUGCUAAUUUUCCAUUAUUGAAAAAACUUUAUGAACCACGUCUUCGUUUGUGUCGUCGUUUAUCUGUUGAAUUUCUUCAUUAUGUUAUUGCAAGUGGAUCAAUAAAAAAAUGUUUUAUAUCUGUUAAAGGUUAUUAUAUUCAAGUUGAAAUUCGUGGUGAAAUAAUAACAUGGAUUGUUCCACAUAAACUUGGACAUAAAAAUCCAGCUGAUGUUGAUUUUAAGAUAAUGGCGACAUUUUUGGAAUUUUAUACAACUCUUCUUGGUUUUGUUAAUUUUAAAUUAUAUUCUGAUCUUGGUUUAAUCUAUCCACCUAAACUUACGUUUUCAGCUACAACAUCAUUAUCAACACUUUGUUCUGAAGAUGAAUUUUCCGAUGAGUUUCUUGCUUCACUUGGUUUACCAAUCAUGAAAAAAGCAGAUGCAAAUCCAGUUGAUCAAGUUGAAGUUGAUCAAGAAGCUGCUCAACUUUUGGGUAAUACAGAAGGUGAUGAAGAAAAUCGUCGAAAAGAAGAAGAAACAAAAACUAUACAAAAACUAUUUUCUAAAUGCAAAUUUUUUAUUAGCCGAGAAAUUCCACGAGAAAUGUUUGCAUUUGUAAUUCGUGCAUGUGGUGGAAAUGUUUCAUGGGAUAAAACAAUGUGUCCUGGUGCAACUUAUGAUGUAAAUGAUGAAAGUAUUACUCAUCAACUUGUUGAUAGACCUAAAUUGAAUGAUAUGAUUGUGAAUCGCGCUUAUAUUCAACCACAAUGGGUAUUUGAUUCUAUUAAUGCACGAAAAUUACUACCAGUUGAUAGUUAUCUUCCAGGUAGUGUAUUACCACCACAUCUUUCUCCAUUUGUUGAAGAAAAAGAAGGUGAUUAUGUUCCACCAGAAAGAUUUGGUCAACGUCAACCAGACCAUGAUGUUGAAGAAGAAAUUACAAAACAAGUUCCUUCUAUCAAUCUUGUUGAAAACAAUGCUUAUUUAAAUGGUAAUCUCAAACGAAAACGUAAAGAUGAAGAAGAAACACCAGUACCAGCAAAACCAACUACAAAAGAACAACGAAAACAAGCAAUGCGUGUUGAAUCCGGUCAAGUACAAAAUAUUAAUGUACCAAAUAUUGUUAAACGUAAAGCUGAUGAAGAAAAACGUUUACUUGAAAUGACAAUACCAAAGAAACAAAAACGUUUGUAUGAUAAGAUCAAAUUUUCACAAAAGAAGAAACGACAAGAGGUGGAAAAAUUAACACGUAAACGCGCUAAUCAUGAAAACCGUGCAAAACAAGAUACAACAAUUGAUAAAAAAAAAUAA
Messenger RNA from Adineta steineri, 1710 nucleotides. The record is from the annotation of a GenBank genome assembly. NCBI's taxonomy places the organism in Eukaryota, Metazoa, Rotifera, Eurotatoria, Adinetida, Adinetidae.